UCGUGGUCGUUCUCUUCUUCUCUGGUCUCUGCAACGGGACGAUGCACUGCAAAGGAAACUCCUGCUGCUGCUCCUUCGAGAACUAUAAGCUGACCACAGAGUGGCUGUUGAACCACACCAGCCACCGUCCAAAGGUUGCAGUGAUCUGUGGCUCAGGACUGGGCCUGCUGGCUGAUGGAGCCUCCAACAAGCAGACCUUCAGGUACCAGGACAUCCCCAACUUCCCCGUCAGCACAGUGGCGGGUCAUGAGGGGUGCCUGGUGUUUGGGACAAUCGAGGACACUUCCUGUGUGUUCAUGCAGGGCCAUUUUCACCUGUAUGAGGGUUACUCACUCUGCCAGGUCACUUUCCCUAUCAGGAUCUUUAAGCUGAUGGGGGCGGAGUCUUUGCUGGUGACCAAUGCUUCUGGUGGAAUCUGUCCAGACUUCAAAGUGGGUGACAUCAUGAUCAUCAAAGACCACAUCAACCUGCCGGGCUUUGCUGGACAACAUCCGCUGUGUGGACCCAACGACGAACGCUUUGGGAUCAGAUUUCCAUGCAUGUCUGAUGCGUACAGUAAGGAUCUGCGGCGGCUGGCAAUGGAGGCGGGGUCAGAGCUGGGCUGCAGUGACUUCAUCAGAGAGGGCGUGUACUGCAUGGUGAGCGGGCCAAACUUUGAGACCAUCGCUGAGGCCAGAAUGCUUCUGAUCCUGGGCUGUGACUCUGUGGGGAUGAGCACCGUACCUGAAGUGACUGUGGCAAAACACUGUGGAUUGAGAGUGCUGGGCCUGUCGCUCAUCACCAACAAGGUGUCUCUGGACUACAGCCAUGAGGAGAAGGUGAACCAUGAAGAAGUUCUACAGAUCAGCAAAAUGAGAGCAGAAGUUCUUCAGAAACUCGUAGCAAUGAUGAUAAGCCGCUGUCAGCAGCAGAGCAUAAAUACACACUAAUACACACACAUAUUAGCAAUACACACUAAUAAACACACAUGCACACAUCAAUACGCACUAACAACAUUAAUACACACUUAAACACACUCAUAUACACAUCAACACA
Messenger RNA from Cheilinus undulatus (humphead wrasse), 1035 nucleotides. It is a transcript of the gene pnp4b, whose product is annotated as purine nucleoside phosphorylase 4b. The transcript has 7 exons. The record is from RefSeq and is a predicted model, not a curated record. Gene Ontology annotation, cellular component: cytoplasm. Gene Ontology annotation, biological process: nucleoside metabolic process. Gene Ontology annotation, molecular function: purine-nucleoside phosphorylase activity. NCBI's taxonomy places the organism in Eukaryota, Metazoa, Chordata, Actinopteri, Labriformes, Labridae. The coding region runs from base 42 to 929 and encodes 295 amino acids.